Molecule: messenger RNA, 1280 nt
Organism: Cuscuta campestris
Lineage: Eukaryota; Viridiplantae; Streptophyta; Magnoliopsida; Solanales; Convolvulaceae
Source: the annotation of a GenBank genome assembly
AAAAUCUAGAGGGUUUCUUCAAAGGAGGCUAAUUUUGGAUAAGGUGGCAAAUCUGUAGUGUUAGUGACAGCAGUGAGAAAUUGUGCAUCAAUUAUUGAGGAAUCAGUAAACAACAGAUCGACUUCACAUUAGAAAUGAAGAUUAUUCAGCUGCUUGUGGUGGUUGCCGCGGUGUUGACAGCGGCGGCGGGUGCACCGGCGGUCACGCCGGGCACUCUCCGGCGCCUUAACCGUGAGGAGGGGGCCGCCAGUAAGCGGAGGAGCAUCGAAAUCACGCACCCGUACGUGCCCGGAAGCAUGCCUGUAGACCCAAGCCACCCUCAGGGCCUCCCCUCUUUCUCUGUGCCACGCUCGAGCAUCAAGAAUGGGGAGAUGGCCAACACGAUGGAUUUCACGUUGAACUCCCACUGGGGUACCCACCUGGACGCUCCGGGGUACCUCAACCAGACCCUCCUGGAACAAGGCCGCGACAUCGACUCUCUCAAUCUCGACACCUUGUCCGGGCCUUGCUGGGUGGUGGACACUCCCCGGGGAAAGAACAUCACUUCCGAGGUGAUGGAGGGCCUGGGCAUUCCCCGAGGAGUGGAACGGGUCCUCUUCAAAACACUGAACACCGACCGGAAGUUGAUGAACCAGCCGCGGUUCGAUCCUAGCUACACGGCGUUCACCCCGGACGGUGCUCAGUAUCUCGUCUCCAACACCGACAUCAAACUUGUUGGCAUUGACUACCUGUCCGUCGGUGUUGGAGUGGAGGAGGACUCCAUUGCCGUCCACCGCACAUUUCUUAACACUCUAGAAAUAAUUCCAGUGGAGGGUUUAAAGCUGGACGAGGUAGAACCUGGGGUGUACGAUGUUGAUUGUCUGCCGUUGAGCAUACCCACGUUGGAUGGGUCGCCUGCCCGGUGCAUAUUGGCCACGGUUGGGUCUUCUGGGUCCUCGUCUUCGCCCGGUCUCCUCGCCGUUUUCUUUUUGCAAUUUGUCACGUGUUUUUUAUUUUUUGCUUAGGCUAGUUUAAGAGAGUAUUAACUUGGGUUCAUUGAUGUAUAUUUUUUUAAUUAAAGGAAUUGUCAUUUGUAUUCCUUAAUUACCCUUUGAUUAGUGAAUUUAACGUGAUGUCACUUUGAUAAAAGUAUUGUGAAGCAUUUUGUUUAUUUCUCCAAGGGUUGUGUUGAAUACAGAAAACUCCUACCCUAUUUAUAAGCCAAGAAUCCAAAUCCUAGAAGGAAACCAGUAAACUAGGAAACACAGAGUACAAGACCAAAAUAAACUAGGAAAUCACUU